Molecule: messenger RNA, 1469 nt
Organism: Prosopis cineraria
Lineage: Eukaryota; Viridiplantae; Streptophyta; Magnoliopsida; Fabales; Fabaceae
Product: probable carboxylesterase 17
Exons: 1
Coding region: 207-1214 (335 amino acids)
Molecular function (GO): hydrolase activity
Source: RefSeq, a predicted model, not a curated record
GAAAAGAUGUGCAACAAGGGUCAAAAGGAUCUUCACGACGGAGCAUCUUCCAACUUGAAUUUGACUAUCUAGGAGUGUCUGCUUAGCUUAGCUCUCUAUAAAACCAGAGCACUAGUUUGGCAAAUUGGCAUCACCAAAGAGAUCAGUUCCAAUUCAUUCCAAAUAUAUAUAUUUUAGUUCUUCUCUAAGUUUUCAGAGUCAUAACAAUGGCUGCCAUAUCCUACAGACAAAACCCACACGUCAACAACACUUACCCGCAGAAAGGAGUCAUCGCUGAGGAAAUCCAAGGACUCAUUAGAGUUCACAGAGAUGGUUAUGUGGAAAGGCCUCAAGUUGUUCCUUGUGUUUCCUGUUCAUCGUCACAAUCAUGUCGUUCUGUGACUUCCAGAGACAUCUUCAUCAACAAAGACACCGACCUAUGGGCACGUUUAUAUGUCCCUGUAGGCUUCUCUAACACCAAUAAGCUUCCUUUGCUAAUUUACUUCCACGGUGGUGGCUUCUGUGUUGGCUCUGCGUCUUGGAGCUGCUACCAUGAGUUCUUAACCAGUCUCGCUUCGAAAGCAAACUGUAUCAUUCUCUCUCCGGAAUACCAUUUAGCCCCAGAAAAUCGUCUUCCUUCUGCAUAUGAAGAUGGUUUCAGCACUGUCAUGUGGUUGGAACAAGAAUCUCUGAACAGCUCUAGCGGGCAAAAAUGGUGGCUGAAUCAGACCAACCUAUCAUCUCUUUAUCUUGCAGGUGACAGUGCAGGAGCCAACAUAGCCUACAAUGUUGGUUCACGCAUUUCAUCAAACACUCGAUUGUCACUCAAAGGUAUAAUCUUGAUCCAGCCUUUCUUUGGAGGAGAAGAAAGAACCAUGUCAGAGAAGCAAUGUUCAGACAAGUUUCUUACUCUAUCAGCCUCAGACACCUACUGGAGAUUAUCGCUUCCUCAUGGGGCAAACCGAGACCACCGUUAUUGUAACCCUCUGGUUAACGGCGUCACCAAGCUGAGAGACUUGAGGGUUUCAGGUGUUCUGGUGUGUGUAUCAGAAUUGGAUAUAAUGAAAGACAGAAACUUGCAGCUUUCUGAGGCUUUGGUUAGAGCAGGGAAGAAGGUGGAGACUGUGAUGUUCAAAGGCGUGGGCCAUGCGUUCCAAAUUCUGAAUAACUCACAUCUUUCACAGACUCGUACCCAGGAAAUGAUCAGUCACAUCAAGAACUUCAUCAGCCAUUAGUGAUGAUGACGAUAGCUCUGCAUCAUCUUUGAAAAUUUGUCCGGGGAGAUUUGGCGUCUACAGUCUCGCGUGUUUGCUGUAGUAAUAUGAUUAGGAUGUGUAAGCGUCGCUUGUGUACGGUCAUUUUAACAAUAAUUUAGUCACAGAAGACAAAUAUUAGUAUACCUUAUAGAUUUGAGUUUCUUGUUUUUUAAGACUAGAUGGCUAUCUUUUUCUGUUAUUUGCUUUUUGUCUACGCAUUAACUUUUUGGUUUA